Molecule: messenger RNA, 2655 nt
Organism: Kuraishia capsulata CBS 1993
Lineage: Eukaryota; Fungi; Ascomycota; Pichiomycetes; Pichiales; Pichiaceae
Exons: 1
Coding region: 1-2655 (884 amino acids)
Biological process (GO): carbohydrate metabolic process
Source: RefSeq, a predicted model, not a curated record
AUGGUUGAGAUAAAGCAAGUAAAAGUUGAUCUGCUCACAUCGGGUAAAGAGCUUGGAGUUUUGGAUAACCCAACUCCCAAAAUCUCCUGGGAGGUCGUUGGUGCUGAGAAGCAUUGGUUCCAGGGAGCCUACCAGAUCAGGAUCAAGUUGUUUAACAGUGAAGUUACCACCUUCCCGGUUGUCAAGUCUGAAAAAUCGACCUUUGUGGCCUGGCCUUGGGAGGACAAAAAGCUCGCUUCUAAACAACAAUUUGGCGUCUCCGUUCGUGUCGCUUCAAGUGAAGCUGAGGACCAGUUUUCCGAAUGGAGUGAUUUUUUUGAUUUUCAAGUUGGAAUCUUACCCAUCGAUGCUUGGGAACCAAAGUUCAUUGCCUUGAAAGAUCAAGAUGCGAAUGCAUCGGAAACCCUGUUCAGAAAGGAUUUCCAUUCUUCUGGUGAUAUUAUGUCUGCUAAAGUGUACAGUACUGCCCUUGGUAUCUGCGAGGUUGAGAUCAAUGGAUCCAAAAUCAGUACCAAUUAUCUAGCUCCUGGCUGGACCAGUUAUCACAACAGAUUGCUUCACCAGGUUUACGAUGUGUCUGAAUUCUUGACCGAGGGUGAGAACGCCAUUGGAGUCAGGGCUGCUCCUGGAUGGUAUAGUGGUUAUUUAGGCUUUGAUGGUAGGUGCAACCUUUAUGGAAAAACAAGAGCUAUCAGCUUACUCUUAGAGAUUAUCUACGCGGAUGGGACCAUCAAGAAGGUGAUUACUGAUGACUCCUGGAAGUCUUCUUCGGGUCCAAUUGUGUUGGCUGAGCUUUACCAUGGAGAAACCUAUGAUGCAAGAUUGGAGCAAGAUGGCUGGUCUUCCCCAAGCUUCAAAACUAAUAAUUGGUCUGCUGUUGAUGUGGUUGAGUUCACUGGGAAGUCUAUUCUUCCCCAAUCUUUCCCAUACAUUCGCCACAUUGACACAGUUAGGCCACAGGAGAUCUUCACCACUCCCAGUGGAAAAACCAUCGUUGACUUUGGUCUCAAUUUGGUGGGCUUUGUGAGAGUCAAAAAGACAUUUGCACCCGAAUCACACACCAUCGUGUUGCGCCAUGCUGAGGUUAUGGAGAAAGGUGAGCUUGGAGUGAGACCCUUACGUAUUGCUAAGGCUACCGAUACCUAUACGUUCAAAGGAGAUCCAGAAGGUGAAGAAUGGACUCCCAGAUUCACCUCCCACGGUUUUCGGUAUUGCGAGAUCAACAACUGGUAUGGUGAAUUGACCAAGGACUCGAUUGAGUUGGUUGUUAUCAGCACCGAUAUGACUCCAGUUGGAACUUUCGAAAGCUCCAAUACCAUGGUCAAUCAGCUUCAUGCCAACGUAAUUAGAAGUAUAAGAGGAAACUUUUUGGGGUUGCCAACCGACUGUCCUCAAAGAGCGGAGAGACUUGGCUGGACGGGUGAUAUUGCUCUGUUUUCGCCAACAGCUUGUUUCCUGUUUGAUUGUGCUCCUCUUCUCAGGAACUGGCUACAAGAUGUGAGUGCUGAGCAAAAGGAACACGAUGGUAUUCCACCACUCGUUGUUCCCGAUGUAGGUGGAUAUAUCCUUAGCGAAAGCGAGGGGUGUGCUGUCUGGGGAGAUGUUGCGGUAUUGGUUCCCGAGGCACUCUACGAUGAAUAUGCCGAUCCUCAUAUCCUCGAGGAACAGUUCCAGAGUAUGGCUGAUUGGAUCAGGGCUAUUCCAAAGCUUGAGAACAAAGUGCGCUGGCGUGAGGUGGCAAUCCAGUUUGGAGAUUGGUUGGACCCAGCUGCUCCUCCAGAGAACCCUAUUCUGGCAUUGACCGACGCCAGAUUCGUGGCUGAUGCUUUUCUCUUCAAGGUUAUCACUGUAUUAAUAGAGACAACCAAGAUUCUGGGAAAAACCGAGGAGCUCGAGUAUUACACCUCUUUGGCGGCAAAGUGUAAAAAGGAUUUUGCUGAUGAAUACUUGGCUAUCUCCGGAAGAUGUGCUUCCGAUACUCAAUGUGCCUAUGCCCUCGCUAUAUGCUUCAAUCUAUAUGCCAACAAGACCCAGGUUGAACAUGCAGGUAAAAGAUUGGCGGAAAUUGUCAGAAAGGGCAACUUCAAGAUUGGCACUGGAUUCGCAGGUACUCCAUACAUUACCAAGGCAUUGGCUCAGACUGGAUAUGCCGAUUUUGCCUACAGAUUGCUGUUACAAACUAAGUGUCCAUCCUGGUUGUAUGCAGUCACUAUGGGAGCAACCACCAUCUGGGAGCGUUGGGAUAGUAUGGUUCCAGACGGAACCAUAAACCCUGGUGAGAUGACUUCAUUUAACCAUUAUGCCUUUGGCGCUGUUGCUAGUUGGAUGCACUCGACUAUUGGCGGCUUGUCCAAAUCCGAACCUGGUUGGAAGAGUUUCAAAGUUGAGCCUAUUCUCGGUGGUGGGUUCACUCAUGCAAAGGUAACUCAUCGUUCUCCUUACGGGUUGAUCAGUGUUUCGUGGAAACUGGAUGGUCUCAACUUCUUGAUGGAAGUUACGGUCCCACUCAACUCUUCUGCCGAGGUUGUCUUGCCAAAUGGCAAAAAGAACCAAACUGGUUCUGGAACUUGGUACUUCAACUGUGUUUUGAAGGAAGAAGAUUUAGUGGACACAGUUAUUCAAGCCGAGAAGGAUGAUGUAACUUUUCGGUUCUGA